Molecule: messenger RNA, 9524 nt
Organism: Nerophis ophidion (straightnose pipefish)
Lineage: Eukaryota; Metazoa; Chordata; Actinopteri; Syngnathiformes; Syngnathidae
Gene: ppp1r13ba
Product: protein phosphatase 1, regulatory subunit 13Ba
Exons: 24
Coding region: 360-3557 (1065 amino acids)
Biological process (GO): regulation of apoptotic process
Cellular component (GO): nucleus
Molecular function (GO): p53 binding
Source: RefSeq, a predicted model, not a curated record
UUUUUUUUUUUUUUGUCUAGAAUAAGCCGUGUUUUAUUAUUGUUCGUGACGUGACGUGACAGAUGUCACCAGGGUGAGCGGGGACGAUGACCCACUUCACGGACCGGAAGUCCGCCAAAUGCUCAAAUUAAUGUUAUUUGCUUCCAUCUUGUUGCCCCCCCCCUUCCACUCCCCCCACUCCCACAUCCACGCGAGUUUCACCGCAGCGGAGGUGAAGGACGGAAAGGGGGAGGGAUCGAGAGGGAAGUGAGCAGCGGGACUUUUCCCCUUUUUCCACGCGUGUGAUGUCCGUGGGAGCAGAGAAGAGAGGAGAAGAGACUUCCAAAGUUAUUUCCUAACGGGACGGACGAGCAGCCGGAAUGUUGCCGGUGAUCCUGACCGUGUACCUCAAUGACACCCAACAGAUGCUGACCGAGGUCCCAGUGACUCCUGCAACCAGAGUGGUAGACGUGGUGGAAUACUGCAAAGAGGCGGGCGAAGAGGAAUGUCACUUAGCAGAAAAAUGGAAUGGAAAUGAGCGAGUUCUCCCUCAGGAGUUGCCCCUCCUGGACCUCCUUCAACAGUGGGGAGCCAGGAGGCCACAAGUCAGCUUCUACCUGCGCCACUGUCCCUCCUGGUCACAAGGAAAUCAGCAACCAUUGGAGACCACUCGGACUAUAGACCUGAGGGAGAGCACUAAUGGCAGUGUUCCCUGUGCGGAGCUGACCCUCUCCCAGCUGCAGGAGAUGGCCACAAGACAGCAGCAACACAUGGAAGCUCAGCAACACAUGUUGGUGGCCAAGGAACAGCGGUUGAGGUAUCUUCAACAGGGAGGCAGAUCCAACCAGGGACUGACACAGUCGGAAGCUGAGAAGCUACAGCGGCUGAAGGAGCGAGUGGAGACCCAGGAGGCAAAGCUGAAGAAGAUCCGAGCCAUGAGAGGACAAGUGGACUACAGCAAACUGAUCAACGGCAACCUCUCCGCAGAGAUUGACCACGUGAGCAACCUGUUUCAAGAGAAGCAGGCAGAGCUGCAGUCUGCCGUGGUCCGAGUCGACCAGCUGACCCAACAGCUGGAAGACCUGAGGAAAGGACGCCUUCAAAUGCAUUCCGCCGCGUCCCAGAAGGGGACACUCACCAGGGGCGUGACCGCCGGGAUGAAAGGGUCUCCGCUAUCAGGCACCGCGGCUUUGGAACUGAGGAAACUCUACCAAGAGUUACAGGCUCGUAACCAUCACAACCUGGAGCGCGGCAGCAAGUUUGCCCAGAGCAAGGAGCUGCUGAACAAGAAGAACAGCCAGGUGACAGCCAUGGACCAGCGCAUUGGAGACCUGAGGGAGCGACUGCAUAAGAAACGAGCAGAAUUGGCUCGCAUGAACGGAGGAGGCCCGGCCUUUCCUCAAAGUUCUGCCCGUCCCAGCGGUGGAGUCUCAGGCCGAGUGGCUGCAGUUUGCCCCUACGUCAAAGCUCCACCAGAAGGGGGACAGGAAGUCGGAUACAAGCUCUCGCCCGACCCGUCGCCCAAAGCCACUCCGCUCACUCACAUCCGCUCCUUGUCGGACGAGGACAGGAGUGGCGUCAGGAAGCCUCCCAGUCAAUGGCAAGUGUCAGAUUUAGACAUCGUCCUGUCAGAUGGAAACGACACCUGCCAAGGGCCUCGGUCUCCCCAGGGGUUCAAGAGUGACACUAACAGCGCCACCAGUGAUGCAUCGUGGACCAGCACUGGUGCAAAUGUGUCCAAUUGGAAGACCAACGCUCCAGAACAGCUCCCUUACGGCUAUGGCACCUACCCCAGUGCCAGCCACCAGGCAGCGGGGCAUCACUGCUCCACCAGCUCCCUCCCUCGCUCUGCCCCUGGCACCCUGGGCUGGCCUCCAACCAGCACCUCAUAUUUGUCCUCACCAACCCCAAACGCCAACCAAGGCUCCGCCUCCAGCGCCCGCUCAUCUCCCCUGCCCCACCAGAGCGAGCGCAGCGACCCUCCUCCGGCUGUGGCUGUACGUCCAUACGUGCCCGAGCAGCCCUCCAGGCCCCAGUCUCCGAGGAGAGGCCCCGCCACCAUGAACAGCAGCUCCAUCUACAACAUGUACCUGCAGCAGCCGCACACCAAGCACUACGGCUCUCUCUCCAGGAGCAGUGGCAGAGCAAUCUACGGGAAGCCCAUCCUGCCUGCAUCUUCUACAGCCGCCUCCCCGCUGCCCUUCCUGCAGGGAGGAGGCACGAGGCCAGCAGAAGAUGUCGCAGACAAGGAAGAAGGACAAGAAGUUGGAGGAGGAAAAGCUGAGGAUGGGCAAGUCCUCCCUCCUCCUAACGUGGACAACAUCCCUCGUCCUCUCAGUCCUACCAAGCUGACUCCAGUUGCCUACUCCCAACUUCGGUACCAGAGCGAUGUUGACCUGGAAGUCCUCCGCCGCCGCCUCAGCAACGCCCCACGACCCCUGAAGAAACGCAGCUCCAUCACUGAACCCGAGGGCCCCCAGGGCCCCAACAUCCAAAAACUACUGUACCAGAGGUUCAACACCUUGGCUGGAGGCAUUGACGGCGUCUCAGGCAACACCUUCUACCAGCCCGAUCGUCUUCUGGGGGACGUGGACCGCAGCCACUCGGCAGAGGGGAAUGUCCCAGAGGGUCCGGCGCCAGAAGACACGGAAGUCCAGAACCUGAACCUGGACUGUCGUCGCUUAUCCCCGGCGGCCUGCGAUAUGUCCGCUGAGGCGACGACCGCGGGACAAACCAAACACAACGGCUCCUCAUGGCCGCCAAGUAGAGGUCCCUUGGCGCCCGUGAGGCCCGAAGACCUGGAUAAAAACAACUCGGAUUCUAGUCCGGCCCGUAAAGUCACGAGUCACGUUUUGCCCUCGCCGUCACCGCCUGCACCUGCGUCACAGCCUCCCAAGGGCAAACGCAGCAACUUGAAGAAGCUGAGGUCAGAGCGCACGGGACACGGACUGAGGGUGAAGUUCAACCCUCUGGCUCUGCUGCUGGAUGCCUCGCUGGAGGGCGAGUUCGACCUGGUGCAGAGGAUCAUAUAUGAGGUGCAAAAUCCCAGCAUGCCAAACGAUGAAGGCAUCACUCCUCUCCACAACGCCGUGUGCGCCGGUCAUCACCACAUUGUCAAGUUCCUGCUGGACUUUGGAGUCAACGUCAACGCAGCAGACAGCGACGGCUGGACCCCCCUGCACUGUGCAGCUUCAUGCAACACACUUCACCUGUGUAAGAUGCUGGUGGAGUCAGGGGCCGCCAUCUUUGCACAAACUAUCAGCGACGUGGAAACUGCAGCAGACAAAUGUGAAGAAAUGGAGGAGGGCUACACGCAGUGCUCGCAGUUCCUCUAUGGCGUCCAGGAGAAGUUGGGCGUGAUGAACAAAGGCCUGGUCUACGCCCUCUGGGACUACAAGGCCCAGCAGCCGGACGAGCUGACCUUCAGCGAGGGCGACGCCCUGACGGUCGUACGGCGGCGUGACGACACCGAGACCGACUGGUGGUGGUCUCGACUCGAGGAGCGCGAGGGGUAUGUUCCUAGGAACCUGCUGGGGCUGUAUCCCAGGAUCAAACCCAGACAACGCUCGCUGGCCUAGAACCCAGACCAUCCAGAAGGAGAGUCAGUUUUUUUACUCCAAGGAUGGAGGCGAUUGGAGAAGAGGAGCAACUCCCACUUGAGUGACUUUUAUUUUUCACAAAGGCUGGAUAGCGCCGCCUAGUUGUUGCUCGGCGCUUCCGCCAAAUAAUCCUCAGCAACAUCUCGCCUGAAUGUAGACAAAGUUGUGCGACGAGGCGGCAGGUUUGAAAUGAUGCGACUCUGGCUGCGUCUCAACUGGUGCACACCGACUCCGAGGGCCUGAUCGACUAAGUCCUCCCCUAAAUCGGCAAAAUAGAGAGCACCAUCCAACUGGCGUGAUGUUCAAAACCCCUCAAAAGCAGUGAAGUUGUCAUGUUAGUAAAAAAUACAACCAUCCAUCUAACCAUCUUCUUCCGCUUAUCCGAGGUGGGGUCGCGGGGGCAGCAGCCUAAGCAGACCUCCCUCUCCCCAGCCACUUCGACCUCACCAACUUAUAUUCAAUUGAAUAGACUGCAAAGACAAGAUACUUGAAAUUCAAACUGGUAAACGUUGUUAUUUUUUGCAAAUAUUAGCUCAUUCGGAAUUUGAUGCCUGCAACGUGUUUCCAAAAAAGCUGGCACAAGUGGCAAAAAAGACUGAGAAAGUUGAGGCGUGCUCGUCAAACACUUAUUUGGAACAUGCCACAGGUGAACAGGCUAAUUGGGAACAGGUGGGUGCUGUCACACUACAUGUCUUCACUGAGCUUGCUCCACCAUUUAACUCCAUUUUCUACCGCUUGUCCCUUUUUGGGGUGGCGGGGGCUCGCUGGAGCCUAUCUCAGCUGCUUUCCGGCGGAAGGCGGCGUACACCCUGGACAAGUGGCCACCUCAUCGCAGGGCCAACACGGAUAGACAUACAACAUUCAUGUUGCCAAUCAACCUAUCCCCAGGUGCAUGUCUUUGGAGGUGGGCGGGGCUUAUCCCCAGGUGCAUCUCUUUGGAGGUGGGCAGGGCUUAUCCUCAGGUGCAUGUAUUUGGAGGUGGGAGGGGCCUAUCCACAAGUGAAAGUGUUUGGAGGUGGGAGGGGCCUAUCCCCAGGUGCAUGUCAAUGGAAGUGGGAGGGGCCUAUCCCCAGGUGAAAGUCUUUGGAGGUGGGAGGUGCCUAUCCCUAGGUGCUUGUUUUUGGAGGUGGGAGGGGCCUAUCCCCAGGUGCAUGUCUAUGGAGGUGGGAGGGGCCUAUCCCCAGGUGAAAGUCUUUGGAGGUGGGAGGUGCCUAUCCCUAGGUGCUCGUUUUUGGAGGUGGGAGGGGCCUAUCCCCAGGUGAAAGUCUUUGGAGGUGGGAGGUGCCUAUCCCCAGGUGAAAGUCUUUGGAGGUGGGAGGUGCCUAUCCCCAGGUGCUUGUUUUUGGAGGUGGGAGGGGCCUAUCCCCAGGUGCAUGUCGUUGGAGGUGGGAGGGGCCUACCCCCAGGUGCAUGUCUUUGGAGGUGGGAGGGGCCUAUCCCCAGGUGCAUGUCUUUGGAGGUGGGAGGGGCCUAUCCCCAGGUGAAAGUCUUUGGAGGUGGGAGGGGCCUAUCCACAAGUGAAAGUGUUUGGAGGUGGGAGGGGCCUAUCCCCAGGUGCAUGUCUAUGGAAGUGGGAGGGGCCUAUCCCCAGGUGAAAGUCUUUGGAGGUGGGAGGUGCCUAUCCCCAGGUGCUUGUUUUUGGAGGUGGGAGUGGCCUAUCCCCUGGUGCUUGUUUUUGGAGGUGGGAGGAGCCUAUCCCCACGUGCAUGUCUUUGGAGGUGGGAGGGGCCUAUCCCCGGGUGCUUGUUUUUGGAGGUGGGAGGAAGCCGGAGUACCCGGAGGGAACAUGCAAACUCCACACAGAAAGAUCCCAGCCUGGGAUUGAACCCAGGCUUACUUAGGACCUUCGUAUUGUGAGGCAGAUGCACUAACCCCUCUACCACCGUGCUGACCCCCAUUUAACUCCUAAAAUUGAAAAACAUUAAUAUUUUUUUUAUUCCUUCUUACUUUCCCUUUUUCAAAGACCAAUACCCCCCGUAAAAGAUAGUAUUCUCCUUUUUAUUGAAAUAAUCUAAGAAUACAAGCUGUAAAGUGUCAAGAUGGGCGGGGCGGGGUUUCGCAGCUUACUGCGGGGUUUGUUCUCCCGGGAUGCAAACAGACUACUCUGGACCAGGCUUGAAGGUGGGAACAUUUUUCAAUGAAUAACUAUCAAACAAGAAGGCGCACGAAGCAAAAAUGCAACUUAGACAGAUCUAUGGACAAGAAACCAAACUCUCUAAACUGCAGCAUGAAUAAACAAAACUUUCUUGGCAUGAAAAGGAGCAGCAUGAACUAUUGUGAAAGGAGCAGCAUGAACUACGGCAUGAAAACGAGUAAUGUCGCCAGACCGACUGACUGGCACGGGCGGUUUUUGAAUAGAAGUCUCUUGAUUACAAACAGGUGCGCGUCCCAAACACCAGAGGCAGGUGGAAAUGUAAGUCGCCGUGGUAACUAAAACAAACAAGGGUGCACGAAAACAGGAACUAAUGAACUAACAAAAACAUGAUCCGUACCACGGAUAAUGCACACCCCAAAUAUUGUGGGAGAAAUUCGGGACAAUGGUUACUCCAGAAGAUUUUUGAGAGGGGCAGCGAAAUUCGGGAAUCUCCCAGGAAAAUGGGGAGGGUUGGCAAGUAUGUUGUGUUACAGCACCACCGCCGCUGUAUAGUACCGGCGGGCCAGCUCUAAUGUUAAUUUAGAAUUGCCUCAAGGGCCAAAUGAAAUUACACUUUUGGCCCGCGGACCAGAGUUCGACACCCGUGUUCUAUUCCAUGAUUUAGCCGUCAGCAAAGGAAAAUCCACAGAUCAGCCGCACCUUUGUAUGAGCCGCAGGGUUCAAAGCUGGGGGGGGAAAGUCAGGGCUUACAGUCCGGAACAUGUGGUAGUUCUUUUUGAGACGCAGCCACCGUCUGGUAGGACUUCAGUAGUCUUCAGGUGUGUUCCCAACAUGAUCACCAGGUAAUGAAUGCACACCAUGUAAAAGGGUGAGGGACUGAGCAAAGCCAGUGUAAAAGGUAAGGAGAGACAAGUAUGUGGUGAAAGGUGAGACAUCCAUUGGUGGUUUUCAAGUAGUUCAAGAUUACCCAGCAGGCACCAGACAUUGAAACAACGUUGAGAACUUGUUGAAUUAGGUUCUGAUGUUCAGCAACUCAAACAUAACGUUGAAACAACAUGCUUGUUGACAACGUUUAAUCAAUGUUGUUUCGAUGUUGAUUUGACAUUGAAAUGUGGUCAUUUCUCAACCAAUAUUCUAGAACACAAAUACAACGUUAAAACAUGCUUUUUGAAAACAUGUAUUCAAUGUCAGGUUGUGACAUUGAUUUAACGUGGAAAUGUGGUCAUUUCCCAACCAAUAUUGUCCAACACAAAUACAACGUUGAAACAACACACUGUUGACAAAGUUUAUUCAACGUUGAUUUAACAUUGAAAUUUUGUAAUUUCCCAACCAAUAUUCUACAACACAAAUACAAUAUUGAAACAACAUGCUUUUUAAUGUUUAAUCAAUGUUGCUUUGAUGUUGAUUUAACAUUGAAAUUUGGUCAUUUUCCAACCGAUAUUCUACAACACAAAUACAACAUUGAAACAACAUGCUUUUUGACAAUUUAAUCAAUGUUGGGUUCUGACGUUGAUUUGACAUUGAAAUGUGGUCAUUUUCCAACCGAUAUUUUACAACACAAAUACAACGUUGAAACAACAUGAUUUUUAACGUUCAAUCAAUGUUGUUUUGAUGUUGAUUUGACAUUGAAAUUUGGUCAUUUUCCAACCGAUAUUCUACAACACAAAUACAACGUUGAAACAACAUGCUUUUAGACAACGUUUAUUCAGUGUUGCGAUUUGACGUUGAUUUAACGUUGAAAUUAGGUCAUUUUUCAACCAGUAUUCUACAACACAAAUAAAACGUUGAAACAUGCUUUUUGACGUUUAUUCAAUGUUGGCUUCUGACGUUGAUUUAACAUUGAAAAAAGGUCAUUUCCCAACCAAUAUUUUAUAACACAAAUAAAACGUUGAAAGACCAUGCUUUUUAACGUUUAAUCAAUGUUGCUGUGAUGUUGAUUUGACAUUGAAAUUUGGUCAUUUUUCAACCAAUAUUCUACAACACAAAUACAACAUUGAAACAACAUGCUUUUUGACAAUUUAAUCAAUGUUGGGUUCUGACGUUGAUUUGACAUUGAAAUGUGGUCACUUCCCAACCAAUAUUUUACAACACAAAUAAAACGUUGAAACAACAUGCUUUUUAACGUUCAAUCAAUGUUGUUUUGAUGUUGAUUUGACAUUGAAAUUUGGUCAUUUCCCAACCAAAAUUCUACAACACAAAUACAACAUUGAAACAACAUGCUUUUUGACAAUUUAAUCAAUGUUGGGUUCUGAUGUUGAUUUGACAUUGAAAUGUGGUCAUUUCCCAACCAAUAUUCUACAACACAAAUACAACGUUCAAAAUACAUGCUUUUUGACAAUGUUUAAUCAAUUUCAGGUUGUGACGUUGAUUUGACAUUAAAAUUGGGUCCUUUCCCAACCAAUAUUCUACAACACAAAUACAACGUUGAAACAACGUGCUUUUUAAGAGCGUUAAAUCAAUGUUGUGUUCUGACGUUGAUUUAACGUUGAAAUUUGGUAAUUUUUCAACGAGUAUUCUACAACACAAAUACAAAGUUGAAACAACAUCCCUUUUGACGUUUAAUCAAUGUUGGCUUCUGACGUUGAUUUAACAUUGAAAUUAGGUCAUUUUCCAACCAAUAUUCUACCACACAAAUACAACGUUGAAACAACAUGAUUUUUAACGUUUAAUCAAUGUUGUUUUGAUGUUGAUUUGACGUUGGAAUGUGGUCAUUUCCCAACCAAUAUUCUACAAAACAAAUACAACAUUGAAACAACAUGCUUUCAGACAACAUUUAAUCAAUGUCGGGUUCCAAUGUUGAUUUGACAUUGAAAUUUGGUCAUUUCCCAACCGACAACGUGGAUCCUACGUUGGACGUCAACAUUGUGUCAAUUUACAAAUACCAACUACUUUGCCGCGUUGUUUCAGAGUGUAGGUAUAAUCAACGUUGUAUCAAUGUCGGAAGUGCUGUCACCACAGCAGGAGGACAACACCAUUCAAGCAUGCAGUGGCAGUCAACACGCUUUUAUUUUGGCACGGCAAAAACAGUGAUGUGAAUUGCAAUAACGACACUAUUUUUAACAAAGUCUCACAGACAUGACAACAUCAGCCCAGCUUCCAAAAGACUGUUGAUGGAAAGAUUGAGCAUCAACUAAGAAUGUGUUUUUUUGUAUGGAAAAUAAAAUCUUACAGGAAUGUGCUUUUUUUGUAAGGAGAUAAGUAUAUAUUUGAAAGGGUUUGAAGAUACGGAAAGUGGGAAAAACUGUAAGGGUGGGCAGCAGUUCUCAUGUUGGCCAAGUAAACACAGUAAUCUUUUAGACUUACUAAGACAUCACUCAAUCAUUCUUGUGAUUUUGUUUUCUCCUGUUAAUUUGUUAGAACCCCAAGAAAACACAGGACAAAUAUCAAAGACACAAACAUGAGUGCUCAAAUCCUUUGUUUGCCCUCCAAGUCUUCCUUUGUCCUGAGUUUGGAAACAAUAUGUCAAAUGCAUUGGGAAACAAAAAUAUCAAGAUAUUUGUGAAAAUAGACCUGGGAAAUAUCGAUCUUAUCACGCUCGUAUCGAGCCGAUUCUGAUACAGCGCUCCCGUUGGUAUCGAUAAAAUUGCCGUUUGGAUCAAUCCGCCAUGUUCACUGAUGGUUAUUUUUACUCAUUAAUGCCUGACUAACACGUCACUUGUUGUAUUGUUUAUUAUCAUUUAAAAACAACCUGUUUUUUGUUUUUUAUUAUUAAACUGUAUCUCCAUUAUUGUACUGUGAUAUUAUUCAAUGCCACUAUUUGACACUGAACAAGCAUUUGUGCAUAAUUGUGACGACGGAUAUGAUAUCAAAGCAAAUGUGUAUAUUCUAAAAUAAAAACAAGAAUACUGUGA